AUGGCGCGUUAUAUAGAAUCACACUGGGCAUGGAUCGAGCAGAUUGCAUACCACGCCCAAGUGACCGGAUCGAUGGGGACAGAGCUAGCAUCGAGGAUUGCUCUCGCGAAGGUUCACGGUGGCCGUCUCCUCGAGCUUGCUAAUAGGGAAGCGCAGCAGAUAUUCGGUGGAGCAGGGUAUCAGAGGGGCGGGGUCGGGAUGAGGGUCGAGCAGAUCAGCAGGGACUUGCGGGUGAACAUUGUCGGAGGCGGUAGCGAGGAGAUUAUCUCGGACUUGGCCGUGCGGCAAGAGAUUGGCGCAGCCGUGAGUAGAGGCGCCAAGCUGUGA
This is a messenger RNA of Colletotrichum spaethianum, 327 nucleotides long. Its product is annotated as acyl-CoA dehydrogenase apdG. The record is from RefSeq and is a predicted model, not a curated record. NCBI's taxonomy places the organism in Eukaryota, Fungi, Ascomycota, Sordariomycetes, Glomerellales, Glomerellaceae. Gene Ontology annotation, molecular function: oxidoreductase activity, acting on the CH-CH group of donors. The transcript has a single exon. Bases 1 to 327 code for a protein of 108 amino acids.